AUGGGCAGUGGAGCCAGUUCAGAGAGCAAGGAGUCGGCUAGGAGAUCCAGAGAACUGGAGAAGAAACUCCAGGAAGAUGCAGAGAGGGAAGCCAGGACAGUCAAACUCCUAUUGCUGGGUGCUGGAGAGUCAGGAAAGAGCACUAUUGUAAAGCAAAUGAAGAUCAUCCAUAAAGAUGGUUUCACAUACCAGGAACGCAUGGAGUUCAGACCUGUGAUUUACAGUAAUGCAUUGCAGUCUAUCCUGUCUAUUGUGAAAGCAAUGACUGUGUUAGGGAUCAGUUAUGAAAACCCAGCUAGAAUUGAAGAUGAAAGACAACUCUGUGCCAUGGCAACAACUCUAGAGGAUGGUGGUGCCAUGUCUUCCAAAUUGGUUGACCUCAUUAAACAACUGUGGAAUGACCAAGGGAUCCAGACCUGCUUUGCAAGGGCAACAGAAUAUCAGCUCAACGACUCAGCAGCUUACUAUCUCAAUGACUUGGAUAGGUUAGCAAUGCCAGAUUACGUGCCUAGUGAGCAAGAUAUUUUGCACUCCCGAGUGACGACAACUGGGAUUAUAGAGACUCAGUUUUCCUUCAAGGAUUUGAACUUCAGGAUGUUUGACGUGGGUGGACAGCGAUCAGAGAGAAAGAAGUGGAUUCACUGCUUUGAGGGAGUUACUUGCAUCAUAUUCUGUGCUGCACUCAGUGCCUAUGACAUGGUUCUGGUGGAAGAUAAAGAAGUGAACAGAAUGCAUGAAAGCCUUCAUCUGUUCAACAGCAUCUGCAACCACAAGUGCUUUGCAGCCACUUCAAUUGUGCUGUUUCUAAACAAAAAAGACCUCUUUCAAGAGAAAAUAACAAAAGUUCAUCUCAAUAUCUGCUUUCCUGAGUACAAUGGACUAAAUACAUUUGAAGAUGCAGGAAAUUACAUCAAGAAACAGUUCCUAGACUUGAACAUAAGGAAGGACAAGGCGAUAUAUUCUCAUCUGACAUGCGCCACAGAUACGCAGAAUGUCAAGUUUGUUUUUGAUGCGGUCACAGACAUCAUAAUCAAAGAAAAUCUGAAAGACUGUGGGCUUUUCUAG
Rhea pennata is the source of this 1065-nucleotide messenger RNA. RefSeq names its product G protein subunit alpha transducin 3 (gene GNAT3). NCBI's taxonomy places the organism in Eukaryota, Metazoa, Chordata, Aves, Rheiformes, Rheidae. Gene Ontology annotation, biological process: sensory perception of sweet taste; adenylate cyclase-modulating G protein-coupled receptor signaling pathway; detection of chemical stimulus involved in sensory perception of bitter taste. Gene Ontology annotation, cellular component: heterotrimeric G-protein complex; photoreceptor inner segment; photoreceptor outer segment. The transcript has 8 exons. The record is from RefSeq and is a predicted model, not a curated record. Gene Ontology annotation, molecular function: G protein-coupled receptor binding; GTP binding; GTPase activity. The coding region runs from base 1 to 1065 and encodes 354 amino acids.